Kickxella alabastrina is the source of this 2232-nucleotide messenger RNA. RefSeq lists its product as uncharacterized. Gene Ontology annotation, biological process: metal ion transport; transmembrane transport. The coding region runs from base 35 to 2092 and encodes 685 amino acids. Gene Ontology annotation, cellular component: membrane. The transcript is spliced from 7 exons. Lineage: Eukaryota; Fungi; Kickxellomycota; Kickxellomycetes; Kickxellales; Kickxellaceae. The record is from RefSeq and is a predicted model, not a curated record. Gene Ontology annotation, molecular function: metal ion transmembrane transporter activity.
AGCCAACCAAGCCAACGCAUAUAUACAGCAAAAAAUGGCUCGCAGGCCAGGACACGCCGAGCCAACAUCACGUCCACCAUUACCGCCGCCACAUCCAACAGUUGAACCAAAGCCAUCUCUGCCGCGCCUCAACUUUGACGCCCUCCGCCAAUGGUCGGACUCAGGCAAAGUCAACCAUGCAUCCACCAGCCACCGGCGCUACCGCCUAGGCCGCUGGCACUCCCGAACCACCAGCUGCUCCUGGAACCCGCCAACCAGCAACCACCCACAAACCCCCGAACAACCCAUGCGCCCGCUCUCCAUCGACAUCAGCCAUAAACCCAGCGAGUCCCGUCGCAGCUCCUCGAUCAUCAGCUCAAACUCCGUAUGGCCGAUGCCCAAUACCGCCGGGGAAGACUCAGCCCAUGGGGGCAAUGGCCCGUUGGCGCAGAUGCUGCUGAGGGAAAAUGAUGAGAUUUGGAAUAAUCCCCGGUACCGCUUCACUUUUUACUCGCCAGCGACCGGAACCGUGCGCGCCAAGGAUGUUUGCAAUUUGCGCACGGACGCGGCAGACGGGCUGGAGGCGCUGAUGCGCCAAGCGACUGCAGAUACAACUGCAGCAUCACAAACAGAAUCAGGCGAGACAGAGUUGGAGUCAGCCAAGGAUUCCACCGUGGCGGCAGCAAAUGAAAAGCUGCAGUCGGACCGCGGUCCAAGGACAACAAAUAAGCUUGCGCCUCAGCUCUCAGUGACCUCUGCCGACUCGGUUGCAGGCGUCGAACAGACAGUGGAAGAAACAGCAGCAGCAGCAGCAGCAGCAGUGUCCGGAAUGCCGGAUGCCGAACUACUGCAUCCAAAUUAUGCGCGCGGCGCUCCCAAACAGCACCCCAGAAGAGAGCUCCCGCGUCCGCCGCGGAUAAACACCAGCGCGCAGCUGGAGCCGACCAAAUCGGUGCCCAGGCUGUUCUGGAUGGACAUAAUGGAUCCGACAGACGACGAGAUAACCGCGCUGGCGCAGAUCUUUGAUCUGCACCCGUUGACCUGCGAGGAACUGAUGUUGGUGAAGGAGAAGGGUCUGGCCCAGGAUACAUACAAGUCCUUCCGCCACUACGAUAUUGCCUGCUACCGCACAUCCGCCGUAUAUGACACAGAGCCAUUGCCAGAAGCGCUAAUACCUACGGCGCUCGGGCCUGUGCUGGGAGAGAGCCGCAGCAUUAAGGUGGCGAGUAUGCGCCGGCGUCGAUCGUUUUUACAACCCCCAGGAGGCGGAGCGGAGGGCCCCUUGACAUCGUGGGACCAGGACGAUCACCUAGAGGUUAAAUCCUUCGAUGAAAAAAGCUUACCAGAGGACGACCUAGACGAGCCCGUCCCCUUUUACAUAAUAGUGCUCGAAACCGGCAUCGUCACCCUGCACUGCGGCAACCAAAUGCUCAGUCUGACGCCCGACUACAUUGCGUAUUUGCUCCUAGACGACAUCACGGAUACACUGGUGCCGACCACCAGGCUGCUGGAACUCGAGGUUGACGCCAUUGAUGAGCUGGUGCUUAUACUGACCCGUGCGGAGCACGACGACGUGCUUAAGCGAAUCGGAAUCGAGCGUAGGCAUGCCUUGUGGCUUGUUAGACUGCUGCAUGGCAAGGCAGAGGUCCUGCGGUCGGUCGAGCGACGUACACACGCGAAAUCCAGAGCACUCGGCGGUGGUGGCUCGGGGCGGCGGCGAGAGUCUCUGGACACUUUCUCGUCGGACGACCAGCUGCUGACCAGCGACGAAGAAGAGGGCGACCUUUAUGGGUGGUCGCGGCGCACUCCUCGGACCAAACAGGGGGUGUCGCGGACGCCCGGGUCUACACAGCCCGAUGUCACAAAGUAUCUGGCAUCCGUCCAUGACCAUUUGAUUGCAUUGACAGCCAGGAUUAAUCUCGAGCUGACGCAUGCUUCGAAUACGACGAAUCAGUUGGCGACGCAGAUGACUGUGCUGGCAGGUAUCUUUCUGCCGCUCAACCUGGUCGCUGGUAUAUUUGGAAUGAAUGUCAAGGUUCCUGGGAGGGACCGCGAGGACUUGCGCGAUUUCGGGAUUAUCCUUGGAUCCAUGGGGCCUUUAUUAAUCAUCUAACUUGGUUCAAAGCGAUUAGCAUAAACUGGAUUGUAAGGGAUAAUUUGAUAGUCUUGGGGGGUUUACAUAUUAACUAUUAGCUCAAAAACAAUGUUUAUUUUAAAUAAUGUAAUAGAAUAAUUUAGACAAGGCGCAAUGUU